Molecule: messenger RNA, 2676 nt
Organism: Magnolia sinica
Lineage: Eukaryota; Viridiplantae; Streptophyta; Magnoliopsida; Magnoliales; Magnoliaceae
Product: subtilisin-like protease SBT1.6
Exons: 1
Coding region: 87-2414 (775 amino acids)
Biological process (GO): proteolysis
Molecular function (GO): serine-type endopeptidase activity
Source: RefSeq, a predicted model, not a curated record
CGCCUUCUUUUCUGUCGGCAUCCAACAUAAACACUUAUCCUCUCCCACUCGCUCCACUUCCACUUCCACUCUCUCUCUCUCUCUCGAUGGCCAGUUCCACUUCCUUCCCAUCUUCCCUCUUUCUCUUCAUCUUCUUCUUCUCCGCUCUCCUUUCUCAAACCCUUUCCAUUCCAUCUCCACCACACAAGACGUACAUCUUCCGCAUCGACGCUCAAUCCAAACCGUCCAUCUUCUCCACUCACUAUCAUUGGUACACCUCCACCUUCGCUCCCCCAACCCAAAUCCUCCACACCUACUCCACCGUCUUCCAUGGCUUCUCGGCUACUCUCUCUUCCUCCCACGCUGCAUCUCUCCUCAGCCAUCCAUCCGUCCUGGCCGUCUUCGAAGACCGCUCCCGCUCCCUCCACACCACCCGAUCCCCUCAAUUCCUCGGCCUUCGCAAUCAGCGCGGCCUCUGGUCCGAUUCUGACUACGGCUCCGAUGUGAUCAUCGGCUUCCUCGAUACCGGCAUCUGGCCCGAGCGCCGCAGCUUCUCCGAUCUCAACCUUGGCCCCGUUCCUGCCCGCUGGAAAGGCCAGUGCGAGUCUGGCGUCCGCUUCUCACCCUCCAAUUGCAAUCGGAAGCUAGUCGGCGCUAGGUUUUUCAAUCAAGGCCAUGAGGCUGCUGCUAGAUUAGCUGGUGGCACUGGUGUGAAUGCCACCAUCGAGUUCCGCUCCCCACGGGAUGCUGACGGACAUGGGACCCACACUGCAUCAACUGCUGCGGGCCGUCAUGCGUUCCAGGCCAGCAUGGCAGGUUAUGCAGCUGGGAUUGCCAAAGGCGUCGCACCCAAGGCAAGGAUUGCCGCCUAUAAGGUCUGCUGGAAGGACUCUGGUUGCUAUGACUCCGAUAUCCUUGCUGGAUUUGACCAUGCUGUUGCAGACGGUGUCGAUGUCAUCUCGAUAUCUAUUGGUGGCGGCAAUGGUGCAACAUCACCAUAUUACCUCGAUCCAAUAGCUGUUGGGUCAUAUGGUGCUGUCUCCAGAGGGGUGUUUGUGUCAUCGUCAGCUGGGAAUGAUGGGCCUGCUUUAAUGUCAGUGACCAACCUUGCGCCGUGGCUCACAACUGUUGGAGCUGGUACAAUUGACCGGAAUUUCCCAGCUGAUGUGAUUCUUGGCAAUGGGCGCAAGCUCAAUGGUGUGUCCCUGUAUUCUGGUAAACAGCUUGUGGGGAAAAUGUUCCCACUGGUUUACCCUGGUAAAUCUGGUGGCCUUUCAUCAUCUCUCUGUAUGGAGAAUGCACUUGAUCCGAGGGUUGUAAGGGGUAAGAUUGUGAUCUGUGACCGUGGUAGCAAUCCACGUGUCACUAAGGGAUUGGUGGUUAAGAAUUCUGGUGGUGUUGGGAUGAUCCUUGCCAAUGGGAUCUCCAACGGUGAGGGCCUUGUUGGCGACCCGCACGUCCUGCCAGCAUGUGCAGUUGGUGCUGAUGAGGGCGAUGCUGUCAAAUCCUAUGUCUCAUCAACUGUGAAUCCAAUGGCCACGAUUGUAUUCCGUGGCACAGUUGUAGGUGUCAAGCCAGCGCCAGUGGUGGCGUCGUUCUCUGCCCGAGGCCCCAAUGCGCUGUCUCCAGAAAUCCUCAAGCCAGACCUCAUCGCACCCGGUGUAAACAUCCUGGCCGCCUGGACUGAUGCGGUGGGUCCCACUGGGUUAGAUUCUGAUACCCGGAAGACGGAGUUCAACAUACUGUCUGGGACGUCGAUGGCAUGCCCACAUGUGAGUGGGGCUGCAGCGCUGCUCAAGUCAGCUCAUCCAGAAUGGAGUUCGGCUGCUGUCCGUUCUGCUCUGAUGACAACGGCUGGCAUAAACGACAACCGGUUCCAACUCAUGACUGACGAGUCAACUGGGAAACCCGCCACACCAUAUGAUGUCGGUGCAGGUCAUUUGAAUCUAGACCUUGCCAUGGAUCCUGGUCUAGUCUAUGAUAUUGGAAAUCAAGAUUAUGUGAACUACUUAUGCUCCAUUGGAUACAACCCAAAAACAAUUCAAGUGAUCACGCACAUGCCGGUGACUUGCCCGCUGAAAAAGCCAUCACCAGGGAAUCUGAAUUACCCAUCAAUUUCGGUUAUCUUUGAUGGAUCAGAAUCAGGGUAUGUAAGCAAGAUGUUUAUCCGAACAGCAACGAAUGUGGGUCCUGUGAAUUCGAUUUAUAAGGUGAAGGUGGAACUUCCUGCGAAGGGUGUGGUGGUGAGUGUGAAACCAGCUAAGCUUGUUUUCUCAGAGUUGGUGAAGAAGCAGAGCUUUGCUGUAACUGUUUCAGCCAAUUCAAAGAAUCUGAGUUUUGAUGAAUCGGAUGUGAUUUAUGGAUUCUUGUCUUGGUUGGAUGGGAAGCAUGUUGUCCGAUCACCAAUUGUUGUGACGCGUUUUAUGCCUUUGUGAGUUGUGAUGGGGAAGUGUUUAUAAGGUGGGAGAUCCUUCGGUUCGAGUAUCUUGUCAGCUGGGGUUCUCAUAUGUAUCGGGUUCAGUAGCUGUUUAAUGUUCUUGAGAGGGUAAGAAAGUGACCAUGUUAUAUGGGCUAGAGUGAAGGUUCUUAUUUUCUCUUUUCUCCUCCUUUGAGCAGAUUAGUUAAUUUUUUACAGAAGCUUUUGUAAUGCAUGUUUGUAUCUUUAACUUAAUUUAAUGAAGAAUGUAUUGUGUUGCA